Epinephelus moara (kelp grouper) is the source of this 677-nucleotide messenger RNA. RefSeq names its product galactose-specific lectin nattectin-like. The transcript is spliced from 5 exons. The record is from RefSeq and is a predicted model, not a curated record. Lineage: Eukaryota; Metazoa; Chordata; Actinopteri; Perciformes; Serranidae. The coding region runs from base 1 to 507 and encodes 168 amino acids.
AUGUGGAUGUGGACUGAUGGCUCAAAGUUUGACUACCAAGCCUGGGGUCCUGGGGAGCCCAACAACAAUGGAAGAACAGAACACUGUGUAGAGAUGAACUGGAGAGGUCCUGCCUGUCCUCCUGAUUGGACUCAGUUUGGCUCUCACUGUUACUUGUUCAAUUACAUAGUAAAGCCCUGGAUUGAUGCAGAGGCUGUGUGCAUUUAUCUUGGUGGGAAUCUGGCCUCGGUCCACAGUGCUGACGAAAAUGCCUUCCUCAGAGACUAUAUUCAAAGAAUGACUGGCGCCCGUGUACACACCUGGAUUGGUGGCUUCGAUGCAGUACAAGAGGGAAGGUGGCAGUGGAGUGAUGGCUCAGCAUUUGACUACAAGCGCUGGAGUAUCGGGGAGCCAAACAACCUGGGAACGGAACACUGCAUCGAGAUGAACUGGGGAGGAAACUACUGGAAUGACAGCCGGUGUUACUACGCAAAACAUUUUGUUUGUGUCAGAGAUGCGUCGCAAUGAUGUAUCUUCCACAAUAACUUUACGUCCUCUGUAAUGACAGGCUGUAAUGAUGGUAAUGUUAGCUUUACUGACAGUUAAUAUCAAAUCAAAUACUUCUGAAUCAAUAAACAGCAACAGAACUCUGUAUGAUCAUAAAUUCUGAUAUUUUUUUUUUAUGAAUUUAGAGGAAA